Penicillium chermesinum is the source of this 252-nucleotide messenger RNA. RefSeq lists its product as uncharacterized. Bases 1 to 252 code for a protein of 83 amino acids. The transcript has a single exon. The record is from RefSeq and is a predicted model, not a curated record. NCBI's taxonomy places the organism in Eukaryota, Fungi, Ascomycota, Eurotiomycetes, Eurotiales, Aspergillaceae.
AUGCUGGCACGAAAAGAGAAACAAUCGCUGCGACAUUUAACAAAGGUAGGUAUCAGAGCUUCUCGAAACGGCACAAUGAUGGCUGGGUUAACACCACCGAGGAAAAUGGGGGGAAAAGGGGAGAUAUCAGGAGCGGCCCUGAUAAUGAUAUAUUCGAUCCGCAUGGUGGGUGACGAUUAUGUCCGUAAAUGGGCAGGGAGCAUUGACCAUGAGGUCUUUACUCUCACGCCCAAAAAAGAAUCUGCAGGAUAG